This is a messenger RNA of Mesorhabditis belari, 924 nucleotides long. The record is from the annotation of a GenBank genome assembly. Lineage: Eukaryota; Metazoa; Nematoda; Chromadorea; Rhabditida; Rhabditidae.
AUGUUCCGGAAUCGACAACAGAGACGGCAAAGGGACACGCAAGGAGUGAUGCUGCUAGCAUUUCAUCUAUUGAACGCUGGACCAAUUCCACCAGUUACACUUAUAACAAUCCUGGCACAAAUGGCAAUCUAUCUGGAUUUCAUCCCGUUUCUUGGGCCUGAAAAGACGUUGCAACUCUGUCUUCGACCCGACCUCAUCAUCCAACAACGCCAAUUCUAUCGCUUGAUCGCGCCGGUUUUUAUGCACGCUGAUGAUUGGCAUCUCUACUACAAUAUGGUCUCAAUGCUGUGGAAAGGAAAACGAAUGGAGCGAAUGAUGGGCGGAGUGCAAUUCCUCGCCAUCUUGCUCAUUUUCGUGGUCCUAACCCCGGUUGCAACUGUCGGAAUCUCGCUGGGACUUGAUCAAAUUUUCGAUACAGCUUAUUCAUAUCAAUGUGGAGUCGGUUUCAGCGGUGUCCUCUUCGCGUUGAAAGUCGUUCUGAACCACUUGCGACCACAUGAUCACGAGUUUCUUUUCGGUUGGCUACCCAUUCCGACACGAUACGCUAGCUGGAUUGAGUUAGGCGUCAUACAAAUGCUAACUCCAAAUGCUAGCUUUGUCGGCCAUCUUGGCGGAAUCAUUUGUGGACUUGCAUACACCAACGGUCUACUCAACGUCGUUUAUUACCCUCUCGUCUCAUUCCUUGACACAGCUUUGGGUGGACUACUCGAGAAUGGCACAGACGAGGAGCCAAGAAGCAAUUGGAGUAAUUGGUUUGGUAACUCGAGAAAUCAACAGAAUCGCUGGUCUGGGAGCGGUCAACAAAUAGGACGUCAGCAAGGGGAUUGGAGUGCGUACACGGGUGGCCUAUCCGAGGAAGAGCAAAUGAACCGCGCUCGGGAAGAAAGCCUACGACAGCGAAGGGGCUACGGAUGGAAUGUACAA